This is a messenger RNA of Sinocyclocheilus rhinocerous, 622 nucleotides long. RefSeq lists its product as uncharacterized. Lineage: Eukaryota; Metazoa; Chordata; Actinopteri; Cypriniformes; Cyprinidae. The transcript is spliced from 2 exons. The record is from RefSeq and is a predicted model, not a curated record. The annotation marks the transcript as partial.
ACUUCAUGAGCAUUGCUGCAAACAGUGGAAACCCUGGGAAAGAAUGUUUUCACUUAGAAAGGACCAGGACAGCAACAUCAUACAGUCCUCCACCAGCACUACGCAAUGAGUCCCUGCAGGAGAUGCAAGAAAAAGGACUUUGUUCAAAAUCGAGACUUGAAGAGUGCACUGCAGUAAACCAGCAGGCUUACUCUGAGGAUAUAGACUGUGUCUUUCCUAUUUUUUGGGGUGAGCACGGCCUUUCUGAGCGAUAUAUAUACUUUUCUGUGUAUACAGGCCAAAAGGACAAUUGGUGUAAGUUUGGAAGAACAGUCUGCACAUUUGAUAGUAAGACUGAGCAUCCCCAGCUGUUACAAAAUGCAGUGGACACCUCAAAUGAGGAUAUUGAAGAUGUUGAGGAGAUGAUCAGUGCUGCUGAUGACGUCCACCAACAUUCACGUAGUAGUAUCAUCAUGGAAACCAACUACUUCUGGAGUUCAAAAAGAAUACCAGAGGACCUUCCAGUGGAUUUAACCACAGCAGAGAAGCCCGUUCCUGAAAACUUUGAACCACUAGAAGUACAGUGCCCAUACUGUCCUGGCCCAUCUCCUCCAGAUCUUGGAAACAAAAUACUCAUCACCCG